Messenger RNA from Perca flavescens (yellow perch), 3492 nucleotides. It is a transcript of the gene cdh13, whose product is annotated as cadherin 13, H-cadherin (heart). Gene Ontology annotation, molecular function: calcium ion binding; cadherin binding; beta-catenin binding. The record is from RefSeq and is a predicted model, not a curated record. The transcript is spliced from 15 exons. The coding region runs from base 205 to 2361 and encodes 718 amino acids. Gene Ontology annotation, biological process: cell-cell junction assembly; cell morphogenesis; calcium-dependent cell-cell adhesion. Gene Ontology annotation, cellular component: adherens junction; plasma membrane; catenin complex. NCBI's taxonomy places the organism in Eukaryota, Metazoa, Chordata, Actinopteri, Perciformes, Percidae.
UGGCAGCUGGCGGCUCGCAGCGAAAGGCUUUCCCCCUCUCUAUCUCUCUCUCUCUCUCUCUCUCUCUGUGUGUGUCUCUCUCUCUCUCUGUCUCUCUCUCUCCCGGCGCUUGGACAGUGGAAUUAUGAGCAGAGCUGACCCAGUCUACAUCACCCUGUCUUGAAUCUGUUUCUCUUUUCCACACCGCGAGAAAUUAAACCGACCAUGGAGAUUGGAGUCCGCAUACUCUUGGCUUUCCUCAUCCCCCAGGUUGCCCGUGUAGGGGGCCAAGAGGAUGGAGGCCGUGAGGGCUGUGUACCUGGCUUCCAGGUCAAACACUACCAGGUGGCGUACAGUGAAGCUUUCCAGAAAGGCCAGGCGCUUAUACAAGUCGAGUUUGAUGACUGUGCGGGGAACGAGGACGUGAAGUUUGAGGUGUCGGACCCCAGCUUCCUCGUGGACGGAGAUCUGAAUCUGGUUCCUCAGCGGGAUGUCCCGUCCAGCCAGCCUGUCCUGUUCAUCCACGGGCUCAGUGCACAUGCAGAUGACAUGGCACAGGUGGAAAUCACUAGACUGCCGGUUCAGAUGCCACACACUCUCAGGAAUAUCCUGGGUGUUGGCCAGACACUGCCAUUCAGAUCUAAGCGAUCCCUGCUGGUCCCUCCUAUGAUCAUAACUGAGAACCAGAGAGCUCCCUUCCCCAGGACCAUUGGCAAGUCUCAUGUGAUUUCAACAGAGAAGUUAGGGAACCAUAUCUUCCGUCUGACAGGCCCCGGUGCUGACCAGGAUCCCAAAGGUCUCUUCACCAUUGAUGCAGACACAGGAGACGUGUCAGUCAGCCGCUCACUGGACCGGGAGGCCAUUGACUCCUACCAGCUGGAAGUUUCGACCACAGACUUCGCUGGGAACCUUGUCGAGGGACCGGCCCUACUAGUGAUCACUGUCAUCGACCAAAAUGACAACCGGCCCAUCUUCAAAGAGACACGCUACACAGGAGAGGUGCUCGAGGGAUCCCCUACAGGAACCACGGUGAUGACGAUGACUGCGUUGGACGCAGACGACCCCGCCACGGAUAACGCGGCAUUGCGCUACAACAUCGUCAGGCAGUCGCCGGACAAGCCUUCCCCCAACAUGUUCUACAUCGAUGCCGAGAGAGGCGACAUUGUCACCGUCAUCUCCCACCAGUUGCUUGACAGAGAGACUCUGCCGACCACAACAUACGAGUUAGAGAUUGUGGCCAAGGACAUGGCAGGAAGUGAGGUGGGCCUAACAGGAACAGCCACGGCUACCAUUACCAUCACAGACAAGAACGACCAUGCCCCCGAGUUCACACAUCCGCUGUUUGAGGCCUCUGUGUACGAGGGCUCGACGGGUGUGGUGGUGAACCUGACGGUAGACGACAGAGACGACCCAGACACGGGGGCGUGGAGAGCGAUCUACUCUAUAAUUAACGGAGAUCCCACACUGAGCUUUGAGAUCCAAACUAACCCAGACAAUAAUGAGGGAAUGCUGUCCGUUGUCAAGCCACUGGACUACGAGGCCCCCGUGGGUCACACGCUACUCAUCAAAGUGGAGAACGAGGAUCCUCUGGUUCCAGAUGUUGGCUAUGGCCCCAGCUCCACUGCCACUGUCCGUGUCACAGUCCUGGACAUCAACGAGGGCCCCGUCUUCUUCCCCAACCCCCUGACAGUCACCAGGAUGGAAAACAUUCCUUUGGGCAGCUUAGUGGCCUCACUCAACGCCACAGAUCCAGAUACAUUACAGAUACAGAGCAUCAGGUAUGCUGUUCUGCGAGACCCAGCCGGCUGGCUGAGUGUGAGCCCAGUCACGGGAACUGUCAACACUUCGGCCUUGCUGGACCGCGAGUCCCCUUACGUCCAUGACAAUAAAUACACAGCUGUCUUCAUCGCCACAGAUAACGGCAGCCCUCCAGCCACAGGUACCGGCUCAUUGGUCAUUCACCUGGAAGACUACAACGACAACGCCCCCUAUGUGGUACCAUCGGUAGCGCGAGUGUGUGAAGACGCCCAUGAUAUGAAUGUGGCCAUAGUAGGGGGGCGGGACAAGGACCUCCCGCCCAACGCUGCACCCUUUAAGAUAGAACUUGGAAAACAGCCCGGCCUGGAUAAAACAUGGAAGGUUACCAGGGUCAACUCCACACACUCCCAAAUCAUGCUUUUGCACAGUCUGAAGAAAGCCAACUACCAGCUCCCAUUGCUCAUCACUGACUCGGGGGUGCCCCCUUUGUCCAACAACACCGAGGUCAAAGUUCAAGUGUGCGUCUGUAAGAAGAACAAGAUGCACUGCAGCUCCGCCCACUCCCACCGCGCCCGUCUUCUCGUGCUGCUCGCGACACUCCUGCUCGCCCUACUCUGCCUGUAGAUUCUGCCGAAACCUCCCGUAGUCCUUUUUUUGCAACACUGAAAAGCAACGACUUAUCUCCCCCACGCAAACCAGGCUUAGGAGAGGAGAAGUAGAAGAAGAAGACGUAAAAAGAAGAUGAAGAAGCGAGAAGAAGUCUUCUCACCACGUCAAAUCAAACAAGAAAAUACACUGAAUCCCCACUGGCACAAAUGCUGUAUAACACCACUCUGUUUUCCUUUUUUUUUUUUUUUUUUUUAAUCUCUCUCUUAUCCUCUCACCACUCUCGUCUCCUUCUCUUCAUCUCUGCUUUCCUUUGUGGCAUGUGUCCUUCCCCACUUCAGUCGUCUCUCAUCUCACGGCCUCGUGACUAUCUUUCCUCUCCCCUGUACACUUCGUCCAAAAUUCUUCUUUUUUGUUCUUUUUUUUUCCUUACAGUUUUCAUUGUAUUCUAUUCUGGCUGCACGCCAUCACGCUGGCGGACAGACCGUGGGUGUUAGCAGCGUUCAUAGCAACAUGCCACAUCCGUAGGAGAUACUUGAAACAACAUGUAUAUUGAUAUUGUAACAAAACAAAAGCUAUGAAUCAAUUUCUUAUUGGACCUCACCUUAAACCUCUGGUCUUUUUUCCCACAGUUCCUCCGAAACCUCUCGCUCCAUCCCCAGUUAACCCCUUUUCUCCUCCUUCCCUCCUUUUCCCUUCCCAUAGCUACCUCUUUUCCUCCGUUUUCUUUCCUUCCCUCAACCCUCCCCGUGCAUAUGCAGUACAUCAUCCCGCUAUCUAUCUGCCUCACCCUUGCCUGUCUCCCCCACUGCUCCCGUCUACUGUACCCAUCGACCUCUCUCUGUCUCUCGGCGGGCCAGGGAACACUGCAAAAGGCUGAGCUACCGUCCCGGUCGGGGGGAAAAGAGCAUUGACUUUUUUUUGAUGUUUUCCCUUCUUUUUCCUCGUCCCAGACUGUGUUUGAUCUCGUUUCCCUCUUUAAGCGGAAGAAAACAAAGCCUGCUUCUCUGUCUGCAGUGGUUGUGGUCUUUUAGGAAAAAGGUGGUAGCCAUAAGCCUUCAAAGUCAGAAACUCUGGAGUCGUUUCUUGGAUUUGCUUCUGUUUUUAUUGCAUUAGUUGUCAUGGAGUGGAACACAGUAUAUCUUUAUA